Vigna unguiculata (cowpea) is the source of this 825-nucleotide messenger RNA. The record is from RefSeq and is a predicted model, not a curated record. Lineage: Eukaryota; Viridiplantae; Streptophyta; Magnoliopsida; Fabales; Fabaceae.
AUGAGCAAGUAUUGCCAAUACCACCAUAACAAUGGAUACACAACCGAAGAAUGUGAAACCUUGCGAGACAAAGUAGAAGAGCUAAACCGCAUUGGUCAUCUCAAACAUUACGUCAAAAAUACGGGAGAAGAAGGUUCUCGACCUCGCUACGACAAAACCGAUAAUGGAAGAUUUGAACGAAGGGAGGAAAGAAGACCUGAGCACAAGGAAUCGAGAAGGGAACCUGGAAGAAACCCGAAUCUAGAACGAAGGAUGGAGCAGCAACAACAGGACAAACGCCUAGAUGACAGACCCCCCAUGAGGGGAACAAUCAAUACCAUCUCUAGAGGUUUUGCAGGAGGAGGGCGCUUCUCUUCCUCUAGGAAGAGGCAUCUGAGAGCCAUCCAAUCUGUCCACGCCAUAGUAGGUAGGUCCCAAAGGAGGAUGCCUCCCAUAAUAUUCACAAACUCGGACUUUAGGGGGUUUGACCCAAAUCAAGAUGACCUUAUGGUCAUAACGGUGGAACUCAAAAGUUCCGCUAUCAAAAAGAUUCUGGUCGACCAAGGAAGCUCGGUCGACAUCUUAUAUUGGAAGACCUUUGAGAAACUUCAGAUUCCCCUAGAAGACUUAGCACCAUAUGAUAAAUCUAUAUACGACUUUGCUAGAGAAAGAGUCCCAACAAGAGGUUAUGUUGACCUACACACGACUUUCAGAUGGGGAAGGGAAAUUAAAACCAUACCCAUACGAUACUUGGUCGUAGACACCCAUAUCUCUUAUAACAUGCUCCUGGGACGCCCAUCACUUAAUGCCCUUGGUGCGGUAGUCUCCACCCCCACCUUGCCAUGA